AUGUUGCCGCAGGUCGGCAUGCCGUGCAUCCCCGUCUUCGAGGACAACCAGGGGGCGAUUCAACUAGCGCAGAACCCCAUCUCAAACUCGAACUCGAAGGACAUAGAUGUAAGGCACCAUUUUCUCAGAGAACUGGUAGAGAAGAAGGAAAUUUCGGUCAUUCACGUGCCGUCGCCGUACCAGCGUGCAGACUUCCUUACGAAGAGUUUGUCGAAGGAUGCUUUCGAGUCUCACCGUGAUUUUGUGAUGAAUUUGGCAUGAACAUCUUGUUAUUUUUCUGAUAGGUUGUCUUUUGUUUUUGUUUUGUUUCUCGUUUUGUUUCCCGUUUUCUUUCAUUUCCCGCGCCAAGUAUUUGUUACGCGCGAUGCAGCUUCCUUUGAAUUGUUUUUCUUUCUCUUAUGUUAUUCUGGUAAAGUCUUGGCAUAUCGUCUGGGAAAGACGUCUUUUGGUUGAGAUAUCCGGUAUUAUUUCGAAAUUUGCAGUGAAGAUACUGUUGCGAGCAGGGGGGGUGUUAGAUAUACUCGCAGCAGUAUCUGGUCGUGAGGAUCCCAGGGGAUACGUGUUGGGAAUUUCGUGUGUAGUAGGGUACCACCGGUGCAGUCGCGGGGAUCCUUUUGGGGUGGUUGGUGCGAUGGAGCUUGCGUGCGUGCUGCGCACUUCUUCUUCCCUCUCUCUCUCCACCACCACC
Molecule: messenger RNA, 688 nt
Organism: Ectocarpus sp. CCAP 1310/34
Lineage: Eukaryota; Phaeophyceae; Ectocarpales; Ectocarpaceae
Source: the annotation of a GenBank genome assembly